AUGGAGGCUACUGGCGUCUCUUCGAACUGCUUCGUCAGUCGCAGGGAACGCUGUUCACUCUCUAUGAAAUCAGAAGAAUCUCCUCGGCCUGGUCGGUCGCAAUCCGGCCAAGUUCGCCGACAACCAAAAAGCGUUGGGUUUUAUAACCAUACCAUUCUAAUCUUAAUAAUUAUUCUCUGUCUCUCGCCAAUAUCAACACUGGCUCAUCCAACCACAAUUGCACCGGAUAUAACUGCCAACAUCCCGCGAUCUGCCUCAGAUCCACAUGGUCAGAUCAUCAACGUUGUUGAUCUCGAUCUUCAAGAACAAUCUUCGCCCCUCGAGUCCCGCGACAACAGCCCGAUUGAUGAACAUGACCACCAUGAACUGGAGAAUUCCUUCAGCCAGGAGCUUGGCCAUGACAUUUCCCUGCAGCGAAGAAUCCUCAAUGCGAGCACCGAUACUUCAUGGUCGAUGCCAGAAGCAUAUGAUACAAUAUCCAACGAUUUCGCUAACGCCAGCUGCGUGGCAUUCUUCGAAAAGUUCCGCGAUAACUCCACAGUGACAGAUUGUCAUGCGGUUUCCCUGCUCCUCGAAAACUCCAACGCCUUCUUUCACGAUCUGAGUUCAGCUACAGAUACCGCGCGUGUGUUGAAUACCACAUGCUCGGAGUCGGUUGAUAAAUGUCAGUCUAUCAUGACUGGACUAGCGGCUGAGAUGAUCCAACAAGAUAACUGUGGACCCGACUAUAAUGCGAAUAACUCAGUUGUUACGAGCGCAUACCAAGAAAUGAGGGCUUACGAGCCAGUAUACCAGGCUACUUGUCUGAAGAAUUCAGAUACGCAAGACUAUUGUUUUGUGGAUGCUGUUACAAACACUACAGCUCCAAAUGACUAUGAUGUCUAUUUCAUUCCCAUUGGAAACCCUCUCACUAAGGGUGACCUUACUUGCAAUGAAUGUCUUCGAGAGACGAUGUAUAUCUACUCUCAGUGGGCGACAGUCGAUGAUCAAGAGCUUGACUCGGAUUAUAUUGCUUCUGCCAAAAUCGUGAAUGAGCAGUGUGGAACUGGGUUUGCGUCUAUCAAUGUUACUACAGGGUCUUUCAGUGUUACUGCGGGAUCUGCUGCGGCGCUUCCAGUUUCUGGCGUUAGCCUUGUCUCGGUCAUUUGUCUCACUCUUGGUGCUUUUUUCUGGGAGGUAUUGUGA
Penicillium malachiteum is the source of this 1185-nucleotide messenger RNA. RefSeq lists its product as uncharacterized. The transcript has a single exon. The record is from RefSeq and is a predicted model, not a curated record. Bases 1 to 1185 code for a protein of 394 amino acids. Lineage: Eukaryota; Fungi; Ascomycota; Eurotiomycetes; Eurotiales; Aspergillaceae.